AUUCUCAACCAAGUCAUGAACAAAGAAAAAGAGAGAGAAAGUUCCAUUUCCAUGUUGAAAAGUCUAAUAUUGUUAGCCACCAUAUUGGUCAAACUGGGAUGGCAUAAUAUUUUUUCAACCUGUAACUCAAUCAAACAUUAACAAGUCUUAAGUUCUUGUUUCAUUUUUCAAACUCACUUUCAUUUAUAAGCACAUAUCUUUCAUCUUUUCAAGAGAAAAUCAAUCUUUUACAAACAUCAUUCUUGUACAGCUAAGAAAACAGAAACAAAACACAAAACACAAUUCUUUUGUUGUUUGUAUAAAGCAAAAGUUAGUUUUUAGUUGGUUGGUUUGUUUUUUUAUUUGUUCUUAUUAUUCUUAUUCUUAUUCUUUACCAUUUCAUUGGUUUGCUUCAAUCUCAGCGCUUUCAUUGUGAACAAGUUUUGUCCACAACUUUUAGAUUUGAUUCAAAGGGUCAUUGAAAAUUUGAAAGUUUAGUUGAAUUUUGAAGAUAUGACUGGUGGAAGAAGAAGGAGACAUCACUUUAGUAAGAUCCAUGCAUUUUCAUGUGGUAAAGCAUCAAUGAAACAAGAUGAACAUUCACUUAUAGGAGGACCUGGAUUUUCAAGAAAAGUUUAUUGCAAUGAUGCAGAACGUGCUAUGUCUAGUCUUUAUACAUAUGGUGAUAAUUAUGUUAGAACUACUAAGUAUACAGUUGCUACUUUUCUACCUAAGUCUUUGUUUGAACAAUUCAGAAGGGUUGCCAACUUUUACUUCUUAGUUGUUGCAAUUUUGUCUUUCUUCCCUAUUGCUCCUUAUUCUGCUGUUAGCAAUGUUAUUCCUCUUCUUGUUGUGGUUGCUGCUACUAUGGCCAAAGAAUUCAUUGAAGAUUUUCAAAGAAAAAAACAGGAUAUAGAGAUGAAUAACAGAAAAGUGAAAGUACAUAGUGGAGAUGGUGUUUUUAACCAAUCUAAAUGGAGGGAUUUGAAAGUUGGAGACAUAGUGAAAGUGGAAAAAGAUGAGUAUUUUCCUGCUGAUCUCAUAUUACUUUCAUCAAACUAUGAAGAAGCAAUUUGCUAUGUCGAUACGAUGAAUCUCGACGGAGAAACAAAUCUUAAACUAAAACAAGCACUGGAAGGAACUUCAAAUUUGCAAGAAGACUCGAGCUUUCAAAAUUUCAAGGCUGUCAUAAGAUGCGAAGAUCCAAACGCAAAUUUGUAUGCCUUUGUAGGAAGUUUAGAGCUUGGAGAUGAUCAACAAUAUCCACUUGCACCUCAGCAGCUACUUCUUAGAGACUCUAAGCUGAAGAACACAGAUUUUAUCUAUGGUGUUGUGAUCUUUACCGGUCACGAUACAAAGGUUAUGCAGAAUUCAACGGAUCCUCCAUCCAAGAGAAGCAAGAUUGAGAAAAGAAUGGAUAGGAUUAUAUACUGUUUGUUCUUUUUAUUAAUUUUGGUUUCAUUCAUCGGUUCAAUUUUCUUUGGUAUUUGGACGAAGCAGGAUAUUAAAAAUGGAAGAAUGAAGAGAUGGUACCUUAUGCCUGAACAUACUGAAGUUUACUAUGAUCCUGAUGAAGCAGUACUUGCAGCCAUUCUGCAUUUCUUGACAGCAUUGAUGUUGUAUGGUUACUUUAUUCCGAUUUCGUUGUAUGUUUCCAUUGAAGUUGUGAAGGUUCUUCAAAGCAUUUUCAUCAACCAAGAUUUGAACAUGUAUCAUGAGGAAACUGAUAAGCCAGCGCAUGCUCGUACAUCGAAUUUGAACGAAGAACUUGGUCAAGUUGAUACCAUACUUUCUGAUAAAACAGGAACAUUGACUUGCAAUUCUAUGGAAUUUAUCAAGUGUUCUAUUGGUGGUGUUGCUUAUGGAAGAGGUUUUACAGAAGUUGAGAGAGCUUUAUCAAAGAGAAAAGAUUCAUAUUUCGGCCGGAAAAUGAAAAAUGACCAAAAUGUUGCAAAGGCUGCUGAGACAAAAUCAAACAUUAAAGGAUUUAACUUUAUGGAUGAAAGGAUCAUGAAUGGAAACUGGGUGAGACAACCUAAUGCAAAUGUAAUACAGAACUUUCUGAAGGUUUUGGCUGUAUGUCAUACUGCAAUACCUGAAGUUGAUGAAGCAACUGGUAAAAUUUCAUACGAAGCUGAAUCACCGGAUGAGGCUGCUUUUGUGGUUGCAGCCAGAGAAUUUGGAUUUGAAUUUUACGAAAGGUCACAUGCAGCUAUUUCACUUCAUGAAUUGGACCUUCAAUCAAACAUGAAAUUAGAAAGGUCCUACAACCUUUUAAAUGUAUUAGAGUUUAGUAGUGCACGAAAGAGAAUGUCCGUAAUCGUAAGAGACCACAAGGGGAAACUACUGCUACUUAGCAAAGGUGCUGACAGUGUCAUGUUUGAACUACUUGGAAAAAAUGGAAGGGAGUUUGAAGAGCAGACUAAGUAUCACAUUAAUGAAUAUGCUGAUUCUGGUUUGAGGACUUUGAUACUCGCCUAUCGUGAACUCGAUGAGCAAGAGUACAAUCAGUUUAAUAAAGAGUUGACAGAUGCUAAAAACUUAGUGAGUGCAGAUCAAGAGCAGAUUGUAGAGGACAUAUUGCAAAACAUUGAGAAGGAUUUGAUUCUUCUUGGUGCUACCGCAGUUGAAGAUAAACUACAAGAUGGGGUUCCUGAAUGCAUUGACAAACUAGCACAGGCUGGGAUUAAGUUAUGGGUAUUGACCGGCGAUAAAAUGGAGACAGCAAUUAAUAUUGGAUUUGCUUGUAGUUUGCUUAGACAAGGAAUGAAACAAAUUAUCAUUAAUUCAGAUACUCCUGAAAUCAAAACAUUGGAGAAAAUGGAGGACAAGUCUGCUUCUGAAGCGGCAAUUAAGGCAAGUGUUGUUCAACAAAUAACGGAGGCAAAGAAGUUACUUUCAAAAUCAGAUGACAACUCUGAGGCAUUAGCUCUGAUCAUUGAUGGGAAGUCUCUUGCUUAUGCGCUAGAAGACGAUGUAAAGAACGUGUUUCUUGAACUUGCGAUUGGUUGCGCAUCUGUUAUAUGUUGUCGUUCGUCUCCAAAACAAAAAGCACUUGUUACUAGACUGGUUAAGAUGAGACCUGGUAGUACAACUCUAGCUAUUGGAGAUGGUGCAAAUGAUGUUGGUAUGCUCCAAGAAGCUGAUAUUGGAAUCGGUAUCAGUGGUGUGGAAGGAAUGCAGGCAGUUAUGUCAAGUGAUAUCGCCAUUGCUCAGUUUAGAUAUCUCGAACGCUUACUUCUUGUGCAUGGACAUUGGUGUUACAGAAGGAUCUCAUCAAUGAUCUGCUACUUCUUUUACAAGAAUAUCACCUUUGGCUUCACUUUGUUCUUCUAUGAGAUCUAUACCGCAUUCUCAGGCCAGGCUGCAUACAAUGACUGGUUCAUGUCAUUUUAUAAUGUAUUCUUCACUUCACUUCCUGUUAUUGCUUUGGGAGUUUUUGACCAAGAUGUCUCCUCCAAAUUAUGUCUCAAGUUUCCACUACUAUAUCAAGAAGGUGUACAAAAUUUACUCUUCAGCUGGAAAAGAAUAAUUGGUUGGGCAUUGAACGGAGUAGCAAGUUCCACAAUUAUCUUCUUCUUCUGCAUUCGUGCGAUGGAGCAUCAAGCAUUUCGUGAAGGUGGCCAAGUUGUUGACUUUCAAGUUCUUGGUGCCACAGUGUACACAUGUGUUGUGUGGGUGGUGAAUUGCCAAAUGGCAUUAUCAAUCACUUACUUUACAUACAUACAACAUUUAUUCAUAUGGGGAAGCAUUGUAAUGUGGUACAUUUUCCUCAUGGCAUAUGGAGCCAUAGAUUCUUCUAUAUCAACAACUGCAUAUAAGGUCUUCACUGAAGCAUGUGCACCAUCACCAUCUUAUUGGAUUCUUACUUUGCUUGUCCUUGUUGCUGCAUUGCUUCCGUAUUUCGCAUAUUCUACCAUUCAAGUGCGGUUCUUCCCGGUGUAUCAUCAAAUGGUACAAUGGAUAAGAAAGGAUGGACAAGUAAAUGAUCCUGAAUUUUGUGAUAUGGUAAGACAAAGAUCGAUUCGUCAUACAACGGUUGGAUUCACUGCUCGUUUAGAAGCUUCUAGACGUUUUGAAGCGUCUAGACGUUCAGAGAUAUCUUUAGUACCUGUGGAUGGGAAGCCUGCAGAGAAUCAAUAACCAAAUACGAAUUUUGUUUUUUUAUUUGUUGGAGGUGUACAUUCUUUUCAUAGGUUACAAACGUUCUUUCAUUUGUACAUAAGUAAGUGAGGAUUAUUCUUUGAAAGAAGCAAAUUGAGGCAAUCCGUCUCUUGUAUUUUGUUCAGAAGAUUAUAAUAAAAUUUUGAUAUAUUAUACAUUUUGAUUCA
This is a messenger RNA of Medicago truncatula (barrel medic), 4310 nucleotides long. RefSeq names its product putative phospholipid-transporting ATPase 9. The transcript is spliced from 9 exons. Gene Ontology annotation, cellular component: plasma membrane. The record is from RefSeq and is a predicted model, not a curated record. NCBI's taxonomy places the organism in Eukaryota, Viridiplantae, Streptophyta, Magnoliopsida, Fabales, Fabaceae. Gene Ontology annotation, biological process: phospholipid translocation. Gene Ontology annotation, molecular function: ATP hydrolysis activity; ATP binding; ATPase-coupled intramembrane lipid carrier activity. Bases 493 to 4122 code for a protein of 1209 amino acids.